ACCAAACUCAAGCUUUUGCAUUCGAGUCAAACGAGGAGUGGUGUCUUGGAACUCACAAACCCAACUCGAGCAAUUGACCAGAUGACUAGCAUUGAAACUAUAACCGAAUUUCCGAUUUCAACAACAACGACCGGACAACCGGGCUCGACACCCUGAUCGCGAAAAGAUGAACUAUCUCAUUCGCUUCUCCCAGUCUCACGAGACGUUCCGUCUCCCUGAGAUUCAAUCCCUGGCCCUAAUCGAGGGAAUUGACAUGAAGGUCAUAUUCUACAGUCUUGAAUCCCCUUUCUGCGUCGUCAACCUUCCCUCACCCGACGCCGCAGCCCGCCUAAUCCGCCGCUCCAUCCUCGCCAUGUCUAUCCACGAGCUGUGGGGCUCCGGUCCGGACCUGUCCGCCGUGCACGCCGCCGUGCAGGCCACCACGCGCCACCUCUGGUCGCGGUACAUGAUUUGUUCCUUCAAAUUCACCAUCGACUCGUACCAGGGCUCGCGCAGCGCCGAGGACAAGGUCCGCAUCAUCAACUCGUUCGCCUACCUCGGCUUCGCCGGGCCAAUCCAGAUGCGCCGCCCGGACGAGGAGUUUAUCUUGUUUGAGGACUGGGAGUUCAACUCGACGCCGCUGGGCAUCCCGGACCCCAAGUACUACUACUUUGGGCGCUACCUGGCGUCCGGGGCUCGGGACCUGCCCAAAAAGCUAGACUUGAAGAAGAGGCGGUACAUUAGCACGACGUCCAUGGACGCUGAGCUGGCGCUGGUGACGGCCAACCUGGUGCUGGCGGUGCCCGGGAAGGUCAUAUAUGACCCAUUUGUCGGGACGGGCAGCUUCCCGAUUGCGUGCGCGCAGUUUGGGGCUCUGACGUUUGGGAGUGAUAUUGAUGGGAGGAGUAUCAGGGGGGAUGAGAAGAAGAGGACUUUGAGGGCCAACUUUGAGCAAUACGGCUUGCUUGCCGGGUUAGGGGGAAUGUUUACAGCGGACUUGACAAACUCGCCUAUUAGGAGGGCAGAGUUAAGGUAUGACGGAGAUGGCGUUACAGGGAGGUUAUUCGAUGGCAUUGUGUGUGAUCCGCCGUAUGGGGUAAGAGAAGGGUUGAGAGUACUGGGGGUCCGUGAUCCGGAGAAGUGUCCAUGGGUGAUACCCAAGGGCAAGGAGAUGUACAAGAACCCCGACUUCAUCCCGCCAAGGAAGCCCUACAGCUUCCUUGCCAUGUUGGACAGCAUCUUGCAGUUCUCAGCCCAAACACUCGUCGACAAUGGGCGGCUAUCAUUUUGGAUGCCUACCGCCAACGACCAGAACCAGGAGAUACCAGUGCCGAAGCACCCUUAUCUCGAAAUAGUCUCAGUUUGUACACAGACCUUCAACAAGUGGUCCCGCCGCCUCAUCACGUACCGGAGGAUCCCUGACAGAGAAGUAGAUCAAGAGGCAAUGAAGGCGAGAGAGGAGAUGAAACCUGUGGGCAAGACAGCUGACGAGCUGAAUCCCUUCCGCAAGGCCUACUUCAGCAAAUUUGAGCCAGUCGAUGGAGGAUUUAACGAUGCGCCUUAGAUACCCAUAUCCCGUUUCGGAUGUACAAUAAAACGCUCCGCAUUCAACCCGGCGUUUGCGCCGCCCC
Parathielavia appendiculata is the source of this 1610-nucleotide messenger RNA. RefSeq names its product tRNA guanosine-2'-O-methyltransferase. Gene Ontology annotation, biological process: methylation. Bases 167 to 1543 code for a protein of 458 amino acids. Lineage: Eukaryota; Fungi; Ascomycota; Sordariomycetes; Sordariales; Chaetomiaceae. The record is from RefSeq and is a predicted model, not a curated record. Gene Ontology annotation, cellular component: cytoplasm. Gene Ontology annotation, molecular function: nucleic acid binding; methyltransferase activity. The transcript is spliced from 4 exons.